AUGGCAAUCUUUAAUCGUCUCUUAAAUUAUUUGAGAGAUAAACUUUUUGUGGUUAAUCACCCUUAUCAACCCAUUCGUUCAAGUACACCUACUACCGAACAAGACAAUGCUUUAUCGAAAGAUAGUUUCCCUGAUUUUCAGAAUAAACUAGCCUACGGGAUUUUCUUGAUACAGGGUCUUGCAAUGCUGCUACCAUGGAACGCUUUUAUAACAUCAUCGGAAUUCUUUCGUUCUAAAUUCUCUGGAUCACAAUAUGCUAAUAAUUUUCAAAAUUAUUUCUCGAUUGGGUUUACGUUUCUUAACCUGAUCUUUUUUGGAAAAGCGUUAUAUACACAGAGAAAGGUGGAUUUAUUCCGUCGAAUAGCCUGUUCACUCAUAGUCAAUGUUUUAGUAUUUUCUUUGAUGGCACUUUCGACCCUUUAUGUUGAAUUAUUUUCGUCUUCGGGUUAUUUUUAUUUCAUUAUGAUAAUGCUUUUGAUCACGGGUGCUACAACUUCAUUGAUACAAAAUGGGAUUCUUGCCCUUGCUUCCCAAUUCCCUCCGAUCCAUAUGCAGGCUGUGAUGAGGUAA
Messenger RNA from Ambispora leptoticha, 570 nucleotides. The record is from the annotation of a GenBank genome assembly. NCBI's taxonomy places the organism in Eukaryota, Fungi, Glomeromycota, Glomeromycetes, Archaeosporales, Ambisporaceae.